Thrips palmi is the source of this 2282-nucleotide messenger RNA. It is a transcript of the gene Pmi, whose product is annotated as transmembrane protein 11-A, mitochondrial. Lineage: Eukaryota; Metazoa; Arthropoda; Insecta; Thysanoptera; Thripidae. The transcript is spliced from 3 exons. Gene Ontology annotation, cellular component: mitochondrial inner membrane. The coding region runs from base 359 to 901 and encodes 180 amino acids. Gene Ontology annotation, biological process: inner mitochondrial membrane organization. The record is from RefSeq and is a predicted model, not a curated record.
CAACUCCUCAAACAGGCGUGUGACGUCACGAUGCUGCGAAUAUACUUCACGACUGCGAAUAGGAUGUCUGGCCGUGUUGUUUCUCUUCUCGUUUUGGCGAGUUCGAAGGACCGUUGGACGGUUUCACUUGUUUGACAAAGGAGUUGGGCCGUUAUGCCGUCGAACAGUCCUUCGAAAUGGCCAAAACGAGAAGAGACACAACACGGACGGAUCUCCUAUUCGCAGUCGUGACGGAUAUUCGCAGCACGGUGUCGUCACACGCCUGUUUGGGGAGUGUGGGGUGGGUUGGUGUGUGGAGCGAGUCUCUUAAAAAGAUAGGCCUCAUGCCCCCCGCCUCCUUAACUGUGAUAUAUCAAAGAUGGUGGAAGCAAGAGAAUCCAGUCUUUCAAGUUCUCGGCUUCCUCCUACUGGGGAAGUGGCCAUCAUACAUGAAGUAUAUGAUAGUGAGAAUGCCCAGUGGAAGUUUGAAAAUGAGUUGGAGCUUGCUCUGGACCGAGGAUACAAAAUCAUUGUUAUCGAGCCCUCCAGACUAGGAGAUGAAACAGCCCGAUGGAUUGCUUUUGGAAACUGCCUGCAUAAAACUGCCAUCAUUUCUGGCUUAAGUGCUGUUUGUACUGGUCUCAUUUGGGAGCGGCCUUUAGUCUGCACACCUUUAGGCGUCGUGUCCCUUUUGUGUUCUGGCUUAUACACAGUAUCAUGGCAAUUCGAUCCUUGCUGCAAGUAUCAAGUAGAACGAAACCAUCAGAACUUGCCAAAAAUGCCUAUCCUGCAAUCUGUGUCUUCUACUUCACCUGUUGUACUUGUGCGCCGAGAUGACAGCAGGCGCAAAAUUCUGCACUCUAGUGUUUCUGUUGUGGCUGCUUUGUUUUGCAUCUGGCGAAUUUAUUCUUCAUAUAAGUAAUACACCCUAUGUGUCCACCAGAGUAGUAUUGUGCGAUAAUCUUAGGGAAACAAAUGGAAGGAAUUUUGUCCAAAACAUAUCAAGCAUGGCUCUGUACCAACUCAAUGUUUUGGAUUUUAAAAGCAUCCUUAGAAAAGUGAAAGAAUAGAGUGCUACAUUUAGUAUACUAUAGAUAUGUUUUACAUCAGUAAUGCCAUUAUAUGGUCCCCAAAUGCUUCAUGGCAUGGCCAAACAAAGGAUUUGGAAGGGGGUAGUAAUCGAGAAAAUAGUGGAUUGAAAUUUAAUGGAAAUCCCAUUUAGUUUUACCCCUGUGUACGUAAAUUAUUUCAACUGUCAUGCUUCUGUUAACUGAUGGAACUUGAAAUUUAAAGACACCUCAGCAUUGAUUAGAGAAGAUCAGUCUGGCACCAUAACAGACAGAGAGAAAUUCAAUGUAAAACAAAGGAAGUUGAAGUUAGAACAUCACAUGUCUCCAAACAAUAGAAAAAAAAUAAUUGUAAACCGAGCGCAUGAGAAAAUCUCAGGUCGUUGUAGUGUACUUCUAUUUUAUUUUUGAAAAGAGGAAAAAGGAAAAGGGGAAGCUGUGAUGUAAUGUAGUGGCAUUUAGAUUAUUUUUGUGUUGUGAGCAUUUAUUGUAGGCUCCAGUCUCCUGUAUGCCUAGUUUUCACCUUCCAUUUGUUUUAUUUCUUUCUCUCUUGCAUUUUGGUGAAAAUUGUUCCACAAAAAGUGCCUUUCUUUACCAUAGUAUUUUUGAAGGCAAUUGUCAGAUUUUUUUAAAUUUAUUGCUGUGUUACCAAAUAGAAACUUCUAAUUUUGUUAAUGAAUUCAUGUUAGUAGACCUUGAUUUUCACAUCAUUGGAGCCAGAAAAAAUGUUGCUCUUUAAGCAUUGGUCAUAGCCAUCCGUCGUAGGUAGCUGUUGCCCUAAAGGCGUUCUCUUAGCUAAGUUCGAAUUAUAGUUUGUGAUCAGAGUGUUUUUCGCUGACACUCCCUCUUUUAGUAGUGUUUUGCACAAUACUGGUUAUUGCGCAAAGAAAGCAUUGAAGCUCAAGCGUAGUUAAAUUGUAUUUUUUCCCCUACUUGUUUUGUCAUGUUCAUGUUGUUUGGCCACCACAUUUGUUUAUGGGUGGACUGAUUGCAUUCAGUUGGUGUAAUUAUAAGGGUAAUGGCAACACAGUUGUGAUUUAGGAAGCAAAUGUGACAACUUAUUUUCUUCAUGACAAGACUGAUCACAGUACCUUAGAUACAAAUUUGUAAAUUGUGGCACAAUGUUUGAAUGUUGUUGUUGGUAUGUUCUGAAAGUAGGCGUUAAAAUAAUUAUUUUAAAGGUAUUCAAAUACAUGUACAUAAAAGCAGGAAUAAACAUAGGUAGCUACAAUGUGU